Macrobrachium nipponense is the source of this 1101-nucleotide messenger RNA. Its product is annotated as neurotrophin 1-like. Gene Ontology annotation, cellular component: extracellular region. The transcript has 8 exons. NCBI's taxonomy places the organism in Eukaryota, Metazoa, Arthropoda, Malacostraca, Decapoda, Palaemonidae. Gene Ontology annotation, biological process: central nervous system formation; innate immune response. The record is from RefSeq and is a predicted model, not a curated record. Gene Ontology annotation, molecular function: growth factor activity; Toll binding. The coding region runs from base 246 to 1079 and encodes 277 amino acids.
CCAGGAGAGGUCAGAAGGCAGUCCAAGUGGAGGGUUUGUUGUGAUAGGUCGUCGCGUUGGAUACUGGUCUGGGACCUCUUCAUUCUUUUUCUGAGUUCUUCCAGGAUACCGAGCCCUUCAUCAUCUUCUUUUUCUUCUUGGGGCCAGCAGCGACAGAAAACGGGAAGGGAAAAAGGAUCCUCCAGGUCGAAUAUAGGAAUCCUUCGUCGCAGGAUUGCACUCCAUCGUUACUGGAGAUUUUUCUGAUGCUCAACAUGAUUCGCCCUUUGAUCGUCCUGUUUCUCCUGACGGCGACGCCGCCGACGAAGGCUGAGGGGAACCCUGAACCCGCGCCGCGCCCUUCGGGGAAUCCCGUCCCCCAGCCCGCUAGGGUCGUCCUUGGCGAACGACUUGUGGAGGACGACGACACGGAGGUGAAGAGAGAUCGAGAACCUCUGCUGAGAUCUUCCAAGAUUUUUUCAUUUGGAGACCCCAUCUUUGGAGCGAUAGGACUCACGGGACAAGGACCUCUAGGAGUUUCGCUAGGACUCUCGCCGGUACUUCCGGUCCGGCCUCACGCAGGUCGACCUGUUCUUGUCGCAACACAUAGACCCGAGUGUGCUUUAGACGAGGACUACUGUGCCUAUAACCAGCUGUAUCCACUGGACAAGGUGAAUUCCAUAAUAGACCGAUUCUACAACGAUGUGAGGCUCCUCUAUAAUGACCUGUACCAGUUUCCUCCCGGGGACCUCAUCUACUAUGAAAACCGCACCUCUUCUGAUAAGCGUGGAGGUCACUUCGUCUGCGAGAGCUCAGUCCAAUACCUGAGACCCGGGUGGGCACAGAAUCUCCACGGGGAAUGGGUAGCCGUCAUCAACACGGACAAGUUCCCACAGUCCAUAAGAGUGGAGAACUGCAGGUACAAAGACAAGAGGUGCGAGUAUCUUCCCCCCUGCUAUAAGUCUAAGUGUGUCCAAAGAUACAACUACGUCAAACUUCUCUGCUUGGAUCCCUACCGUCCUACUUAUCGGCCUACAGUGGAUGUCUUCAAAGUGCCCUCUGCUUGCUCCUGUUUUGUUGAAGAUUUCACCUAUUACUGAGAUAUAUUUCUGAGUCUUACAC